Molecule: messenger RNA, 2535 nt
Organism: Eremothecium gossypii ATCC 10895
Lineage: Eukaryota; Fungi; Ascomycota; Saccharomycetes; Saccharomycetales; Saccharomycetaceae
Product: C2H2-type zinc finger protein
Exons: 1
Coding region: 1-2535 (844 amino acids)
Biological process (GO): regulation of transcription by RNA polymerase II
Cellular component (GO): nucleus
Molecular function (GO): DNA-binding transcription factor activity, RNA polymerase II-specific; RNA polymerase II cis-regulatory region sequence-specific DNA binding
Source: RefSeq, marked provisional
AUGGCUGGUGAGCCUUGGAGUAUUGAUCCGACAGCGCUACUGCACACGCAUAGCAAUACGGGCGGGGAUGCGAACGCACGGCAAGGCGAGCGGGUGAGCUUGAACCUGGAUUACGCGGCGAAGGACGCGGUGGGCGAGCUGGGACUGGCCGUGGAGGCUGAGUCGGAGUACUUCGAGCUGGGGACGGAAAACUACGAGGACAUCGACGAGUUCUUGACGCAGGAGCUGCGGGAUCUGGAUAUCCCGGUAGCCCCGGCGCCGGGGGGAUGUGCGGGCCUAGUGGAGCCCCCAGCUUGCUAUCCGAAACGGCCCGAGGAGGAGGACGUGGGUAUUUUUGCCAGCGCGUUGGACUGGACAGCGCUGGAACACGUUGGAUCCGAUUCGCGAACCGAGCCCGAGCAGUGCGUGGACCGCAGAACAGGCCGGCGGACCCCUAGUGGUACAGCAAUAUUCGGAUUCUCGAGACACAACAAGACCUUAAACAUAGGAGCUGGAGGAAUUGCGGGCGACGAUCCGGAGCGAGGAGAGUUGCUCGACGUGAAGGAGAAGCAGAGCCUGCCAGCCAUGAGCAGCUUGAUCAUCAAGCAGCAGGAGGAGUUGGGCUUGGCACUGGAGCGCCAGAAGGAAAUGAAUCGGCAGCUGGAGGAGCAACUAAAGAUCACGCAACUUCAGCAGAAGCAGCUUCAGGCGGUGCUCAACCAACAGGAGUCUGCCGGCCGGAAGCUGGGAGGAAACACAUCGAUCAUGACGCCAUUGCAUCACCCUCAAGAAUAUGAUAGCGUUCUGCUUGCAUCAGCUUCCAGGUCGGGUGGUUACACUUUUCCAAUCCUAAGCGAGGAAGAAGAAGAUGAUGACAAAGAGCCGCCAGAUACCGUCCUGACCGGCUCGCGUGCAACUUUGAAUGGGUCUCCCCGGAAACAGUACUUGCCGUUGCAGGAGACCGGUGCGUUGGAUACACUCGGUGCUGUUUCUCCUCGCGGCACUGCUAUGGAUAAAUUACCGCCGAAGACUGUGCCUCCAAUUUCAAUUGAGAGACCGUUGAAGCUCUUUCCCACGGGAGUGCAGCAACAGCAGCACCAUCAACAGCAACAGCAGCAACAGCAACAGCAGCAACAGCAACAGCAACAGCAGCAGCAACAUGGUAAACAGCCAUGCCUUAUCAGACAAACAUUUACAGUGGGAUCCAUUGAUUCGGGACUGGGAGAUCAAAGUCCACUAAGCCCCCGCCACCAAUUGGUCGCUUCAUCGCCAAAACUUGCAUACGAAUCAUCGGUCACCCCUGUCUUGCACCGGAACUCCAAAUCCUUGUCUUCUACCCCGUCUACUGUCUUCGUCCCAGCUGAACCUGAAUCUGAACUUUCAAUCACUUCUGGCAAGUUACAACGUCCUACAACGAUUGGUCUCGGGUUACACUAUCAUGAUUCUCAACAACCUCUGGUACAGACAACAAAUCGACCAGUUUCUAUGGGAAUGCUCCCCAGUUAUAAAAGUAAAGCAUUUAGUGGUAAGGAAUCGCUUUCGCCUCCAGGAUAUCCUCAGAAAUAUCGCUUCCAGCAAACCCCGCUCCGGGAUUCGCCGCAACGUGUAAUGCCUAUAGGUUCCGGGCGGAGUUCAGGAUCGUAUCCAAUGAACCCAAACCUAUUUGAAAUGAUGAAGUCUCCACAACUGAGACCGCCAGGUGGCGCCUACUAUACCCAUUGUCGAACAAGGUCGGACUCCACCGAAUAUGCAGAAGAUAGGGUCCCAGAAUUUGUGCAUGCAAAGAGUCCAUCACCAAUUCUCCUCUCCCAAGAGAAAUUUGAUAAGACGCAUCAAUUCCAUGGUGUUUCGGGCACUCUAGGAGGUAGUGUAAUGAAUGGGGUGGGAUGCAAGAAAGUCUUUGAUGGACACCGUCCGCCAGGUCAAUAUAUGGGGCAAUCUUCCAUAUACAGCCCCGAACGCUCGUCGCCAAUGAAGAAGGCGAGUAACUUGCCGCAAGGUGAAAUUGACCAGUACAUAAAGAAGCUCCAGGAUAAGACUUUCCAAUGCUUAUAUCCGGAAUGCGGCAAGCUUUUUAACAGGCGUUAUAAUAUUCGAUCGCACAUCCAGACGCAUUUGGAGGAUAGACCGUUCCGUUGCGACCACGAGGGCUGCACGAAGGCAUUUGUCCGCAACCACGACCUGAUAAGACAUAAAAAAACACACGCAGAAAAAACGUUUACUUGCCCAUGCGGCAAGAAAUUCAGUCGUGAAGAUGCGUUGCUCACUCACCGGACCAGAAUGAUAUGCGUGGGCGGCAAAAAAUUUGAUAAUAUCGUAAUCAAGAAGUCCCCGAGGAAGCGUGGCAGACCUAAGAAAGAAGGCAGUAGUGCACAUAACAGCCCGGUAAAAGAUGUUCUUGCAAGAGAUUACUCCGGCACUGUCACUCUCAAAAUGGAGAAACAGCUUCAGAAGGAGCCAGUUAAUCCUGACCUACUGCAGGUUCCAGGUUCCACUCCCAAAGCAAAAAUUACUAUGACCCCAGUCGCACUACGUGGAUUUAUAACAAGUCCGUAG